Molecule: messenger RNA, 3045 nt
Organism: Helianthus annuus (common sunflower)
Lineage: Eukaryota; Viridiplantae; Streptophyta; Magnoliopsida; Asterales; Asteraceae
Product: zinc finger CCCH domain-containing protein 41
Exons: 7
Coding region: 350-2659 (769 amino acids)
Cellular component (GO): nucleus
Molecular function (GO): RNA binding; metal ion binding
Source: RefSeq, a predicted model, not a curated record
UUCCUAUCUGUAAAACCUUUCCUGCAUUCUAGAGAGAGAAACUGCAGAAUUCUAGAGAGAGAAACAGGAAGAGAGAAGACGAUAUACAUACACACGAACACCUAUACAUACACACACACACUAGUAAAACACAAGCUUCGCCGUUAUUAACACAAACCGGAGCUCACAAACUCACACACAAAAUCGUAACCCUAAUUAGCGAAAUCGUUACACCGAGAGUGAACAUCGGGUUUCAAAUCACAUUCUUUUUUUAGCAUAUCACUGAAAGCGAAAGAAAAAGGCCCCUCUAGUAACAAUUAGAACUUGUCAACUAUAACAAUUCUCAGUGGUCAUUUAUCAUAAGCACCGAAUGGAGCUUGAAGCUUCAACUCAAGAACCGGCUAAUUCACCUUCCAUAUCCGAAAGCAAUCCCGACGAGAAAGAAAUCAGUGACGAUGACGACGACGAUCGCAACCAUAAACACCGUAGACGAGACGAUGCAAGAUCUCAAUCACAAGAGAGAGAAGCUGUUGAACAAGUAUAUACUAAACCAUAUAGAAGAGGAAACAAACCAUUUGAAAACGGGCAUACUUACAGAGAAUCAGGCUCUCAGUCCAAUCAUAUGGAUUUCAAGUUCGAUAAACGAAGACCGUCGGAUUUAAACUCGAGAAUUAGGGGUAGAGGUAGAGGUAGGGACCCCGGUAUUUGGAAUCAACGCGAUAUUGCGUCUCAGAUGGGUCCCGGUUUGUUCGGUGGGCGGGGUUUAUCGACUGUUUCGAAUGCGUACGGUACAUCGUGGGGUGCGUUCGGGUUGGUUCCAGGGUUACCGAAUGGUGGUAUGGAUCCACUACAUCCUCUCGGUUUACAAGGAGCGUAUAGAUCUAUUAAUCCUUCUAUGAACAUGGGUUUGGGACUUAAACGUCAAAGGUGUAGAGAUUUUGAGGAACAAGGGUUUUGUUUAAGAGGUGACAUGUGUCCAAUGGAGCAUGGUGUUAACCGUAUUGUUGUUGAAGAUGUUCAGAGCCUUUCUCAGUUUAAUCUACCGGUAUCACUUCAAAAUGCAAAUAUUCCCGGAGCUCCAGGUGGAUCAGUAAAUUCAGUUAAACCAUCACAUGGAAAAACAAACAUACGUGGAGCGGGUCCCAACGCGGGCUUAAAGGAUACAUAUAUUGAUCCUGCUGGCGGUGUUGGAGCUGACUUUUACGAUCCCGAUCAGCCUCUAUGGGGGAACGAUUCUCAAUCAUCACCUGCAUUACAGCCGAUAAAUCAAUCUAAGGGAUCAUCUGUUGAUCAUCGUGUGGGCCCGCUUGAUGUCUCCGAUGAACAUGUGGCCAAGAGUGGCGGAACCGCUAUUGGAAGAGUUAACAGUAUAAAAAAGAAAACAGAAUUGAGAGAAAAUAUGGUUUCUAAAGCAAAUUCUUCGACUGAAAAACGCAACGAUGCAAAUUCGUCUCUGAAAACGCAAACUGGAAGUGGAAAAAAUGUUCCGAAGCAUUCUCAAAAGGCACAAUGCACGUUGUUUGUGAACGGUAUUCCACUCCAACAGAACAAACGAGAAACCCUACUUUCACAUUUUCAUAAAUUCGGUGAAGUUAUCGAUAUUCACAUUCCUUCAAACGGUGAACGAGCUUUCGUUCAGUUUUCUAGACGAGAAGAAGCAGAAGCGGCUCUCAUGGCACCUGAUGCUGUAAUGGGUAAUCGUUUUAUUAAAUUAUUUUGGGCCAACCGUGAUAACAUUCCAGUUAAUGGAACAAUCAGUGGCUACACUGUGCCACCUGUCGUUCCACGUGGCAUGCCGGUUUCAUCAGCAUCACGUAGUGAGACAAUUGCCCAUGGUUCUGAUCACCCGAAGUCCGUUAUCAACGCCCCGAAACCACCUCCACCGUCACAAAAGAAGCUUGAGAAUUUAGAGGUUUUGAAGGAGGAGCUUCGCAAAAAGCAAGAAAUGCUUGAUCAGAAGAGAAAUGACUUUCGCCGCAAGUUAGCCAAACUUGAAAAACAAACUACCACUCUAAAAGGCGAGAUAGAACCUGAACAGGUGGCGAAAAAACCGAAACUAGGAAUUGUAGCUGAUUCUGCAAAAACUGAAACUGUUUUAUCUUCAGCGGGAGCUGAAUCGAUAGGUAACGGGAACAAAUCUUCGGAAUCUUCUGGGCCACAAAGAUCGAAAACAACGGCCACAGUUGCACAACAGGAAUCGCUAGUGUUGAAACCGUCACUACGUCCAUUGCCGCCUGUUGGUCCAUCAGUUGUGAUCAAUCGAUUCAAACUGGACAACCGUCCCACCGCGUUUAAGAUCACUUCAACUCUGCCAAAUGAUCUUGCCAAUGUUGCAGUUUUAAAGGAACACUUUUCACAAUUCGGGGAUCUUUCUAAGGUGGAAAUAGAUGAUCCGGAGCCUGCAAAUAGCAAUAACGAUCCUGGAACCGGCAAAUAUUCAGCUCGCGUAUAUUUCAGAACCCGACAUUCAGCUGAAAAAGCGUUUUCAAGUGGUAAAUGCUGGAACGGUCACGACUUACAGUUUUCAUGGUUUAAAUCUAGUAACCCUGGUAUAGAUAGUGAAAGUCGUUUAUCCGCCACAAAAGGAAAUGUAGAUGCUUCUGUUGGGUCUGAAAAUAUUGAACAAAAGGACAUCAACAAAGAACAAGUGGGACCCGGUGAAAGUAAUAACGCGAGCUAAACUGCAUUUUGUCACGAGUAAACAUUCUGAUUCUGUUGACGAUUAGCUUGACGGUCGGAGUUGUACAGCGCAAUUAAUGUUAAACACACUGCAUUCCUCAUACUGGAGCACCGUAAUCUUGAAUGGUGGUUGCUGCAAGCAGACGCCGCUUGAAUUGUAGCGGUUCGUCAAUUCUUUUGUUGUUGAAACCAGGUUAAGUUUGAUGGAAAUUUUUUAUUGUUUUGUACUUGGAACUUUCUAGUGUCUUAUUUUGUUCUUUUUUUUAGCUUAAAAACCUCUGGUUAGCACCCAAUAUGUCGAUUAUUUCUUCCUUUUGUAUCAACAGCGGCAAUUAUAUUUGUAAACACGUUUAGUUCACUACAAAGAAUUGAUUGGCACUUUGACGA